Molecule: messenger RNA, 1918 nt
Organism: Pseudophryne corroboree (corroboree frog)
Lineage: Eukaryota; Metazoa; Chordata; Amphibia; Anura; Myobatrachidae
Product: DNA damage-regulated autophagy modulator protein 1-like
Exons: 7
Coding region: 776-1501 (241 amino acids)
Source: RefSeq, a predicted model, not a curated record
AUUAACAGGGCAGAAUCCAAAUGACAAUGUAUUUACUGCAAUAUUUGAUAGUAUAUAUUUCUGCCUCUGAUCUGUAAAACUAAUUAUAUACAUUGAGUAGAAGCAUACGGAAUAUGCUGCUGUAUUAAUUGUUGUGCGUUUAAUUAAGUUGAAUACAUAAUUCCUUUCACUACUUAUGGAAAGAUCUCAGACUGGCGUAAGAUAUUCUAGUAAGAACUGCAAUAUACUUCAAUUACUAGGCGAUGAGAUUAUCACCUGCUUAUAGGUUCAGUGACUGCUACAGUAUAUCACAGCUGUGCUUGGCGCACUGAUGGGGGAUAAUAUAAUGUAUCAUCAGGUUAUAUGGUUUGAUUUGUGACAGCGGUGUAGCAAACGUUCUACUGAACUGAGGCUGAAUCAGGCAUAUAGGACAGUUACAUUAUACAUUCUGUUAGGAUUAUUCCUCUAAUUGCGACAGGCCGCACCAGGCACAGGUACUAGAACGUGAUAGGUGCUGAUAACUUCUGCCAUAGGUGCAGGUACUACUACUGUAUAUGGAUUUCAGCCUAUUUUACUCGUUAAAAAAAGGGGAAUUAGAAUUAUAGAAGUGAAAUGAAAUCUAGUUAGCUAAUUCAGCACAAUUAAAAGGCACCCUUUAAUACUCUGUAGCAGCUGUCAGUAGGCUUCAUUUUACAUGUACUGGCCGUGCAGUAAUCAGGGGCAGAGCCCCUUACGGUGACUCUAUAGUGCCCAGAUCAACUCUACCAGUGGCCAGCGGUAUCCCAAAGUUGCGGAGAUGAAGGGGUUGGCGAUUGUGCCGUGUUUCUGGGUCUUCUGGAGUUUGAAUGGUCUCUUUGUGGCUUUUAACAUGACCCUCACCAAUGGUCAUGCUCCAACCUAUCUAGUGUACAUCAGUGAAACUGGAUCUUUCUUUCCGGAGUCCGUCCUGUUUACAGUGGUCUUCUCUGUUUCUUCUGUUCUUGGAGCCUGUACAGUGUACAUUAUGUACAGAUUCAUGACUCUUAGGUCUACGGACAAUCAAACACAACAGCUUCUAUGCCAGAGGAUACUGCUCGCGAUUGGAUUGACCUCGUGCUGUGGGACAGGAACAGUCGCUAUGUUUCAGGUAAUAACCCAUCCGUAUAUCCACGGGGCUGGGGCAGCGGUGGCCUUCGGAUUUGGUGCCAUAUAUAACAUCGUCCAGUCUAUAAAGUUAUACCAAACAUCAUUCAGCAGCCGCCGCGUGUGCCACGUGAGAAUGGCGUUAUCUGUGCUGAUGGUGAUCGCUCUUAUCAUCUUUGUCGCGUGUAAGAUCCCACUGUUAAUGGGUUGGUGUGGCGGAGACCAGUGUAUUAAGAUCUGUGAUGUGUCUGCAAUAAUUACAGAAUGGCUGGCAGUGGUCGCAUUCAUGGUUCAUUACCUCACUUAUUAUACCGAUUUUCAGCAUCUAUGCACACAACACUCCUCUCAAUAUGAAGAAAGAAAAAAGAAGGUUACUUUUAUGGAGUGCACUGAAACUUAAUAUAUAUCUCCAUUAGACUGCUACACAAGCACGUUUGGAUCUAUUUGUGAAUUCCAUUGUGGAGGUUUCUAUUGUCAACAUAUUUAAAAAAAACAAACGUCUGUUGUACUAUUAUGCUGUAUGACCAUUGGUGUAUACUAACUGUAAUUCCAUCGUUUGGUCUCGAUAUUUGUGGAGAACUGCCCCUGAUGAAGUCAUAAUGACGAAACGAGUAGGGUUUGUCAGCUAUGAGAUAGUAAUCCAAAUCGUGAAGAUUUUCCCUUUAUGAGCUCACACCUUGUUAAGGUGAGGGAGGAUCUAAUUUGCCAUCAACACGUUCUGGAUACCUCUCACUGAUAUAUAGCAAUUUUAUUUCUGUACAACAUUUUUUAAUGUGUAUGUUACAAACUGUGUCAAUAAACAAAUAAUUGGUACUAA